Molecule: messenger RNA, 582 nt
Organism: Macadamia integrifolia
Lineage: Eukaryota; Viridiplantae; Streptophyta; Magnoliopsida; Proteales; Proteaceae
Product: putative pentatricopeptide repeat-containing protein At3g23330
Exons: 2
Coding region: 1-582 (193 amino acids)
Biological process (GO): RNA modification
Molecular function (GO): RNA binding; protein binding
Source: RefSeq, a predicted model, not a curated record
AUGGAUUCUCUGAGCAAAUCCCCAGUUUGUACUGGGUUCUUCGGCAAUGGAAGAGCAAACGAUUUUACUUUUCCUUAUGUGUACUCAAGGCCUGUACUACAUGCUGCCUUCGAAGAAGGCAUCUUGAUCCACUCACAGAUCCUCAAAGAUGGAUUCAACAAGAAUAUUUAUAUCGCCAAUUCUCUAAUAGAUAUGUAUUCAAGAUUUGGGUAUCUGCAAUCUACCUGUGAAAUAUUUGAUGAAAUGCCAAAACAAAAUUUGGUUUUCCUGGAAUUACAUAAUUUCUGGGUUGUUCUUCCUUCCUGCGGGCAAUUGGGUACACUUCAUCUUGGAAAAUCUGUCCAUGGCCAUGUUCUUGUUUCAAGUUUGUCUUCCAAGACGAUAUUCGCUACCGCCAUUAUGGAUAUAUAUGUGAAAUGUGGUAGUUUGGGUGUUGCUGAGAGACUCUUCAACGAGAUUCCAUGUAAGGAUGUGAUAACUUGGAAUGUCUUUGAAGACAUCGCGAUCAAACCGAUCAAAUAUAUAGAUGAAGCAUCUUGGAGUAGACAGGGAGGGACUCUUAAGAGAACUUUCAUGAGAUGA